GUGGGGAAGUGAUUUUGAAGUGUCGGUGGGGCUAGUGGAACUCGAAAGUCUUAGCAAGUCGUGUGACUCGGCUCACUACAGUUUUCGCUAUGGCGUGUAUAGGGUCGAGUAGGCUCUGUGCUCGUGCAGAGAAAUUGUGCCAGUUCAGACAUCUCGCCCAAUUACGAAGGAAAGUUUCAACGACAUGUGUCAAGUCACGACCUAGAAUCGAACAUCCGACCAGUACCUUGGUUCAACAUUGUCAGAGUAGAACGAGCACGCGGGACUGCAGGACGAACGUCGCAAGGAUGAUGAGUUCUAUGCAGACACAACUGCCUGGAUCCUUGCACGAUUAUCAAGUCGACCCUUACCGACUUCUCGAAGAUGACCUUAAAGAUGUCUACGAUAAUAUACGAGAGGUACUCAUCAGGAACACGACGCAAAAGGAGCUGCAAACUAUAGCGACGUACUACUUCGACGGUAAGGGAAAGGCGUUGCGGCCGAUGGUAGCAAUUCUCAUGGCACGGGCUAUCAAUUACCACAAGGAAAGAAAUGGUCUCUUGGAUUCGCAGCGACAAGUGGCGAUGAUCUCCGAGAUGAUCCACAACGCUUCCUUGAUCCACGACGACGUAAUCGACCAGCCAGACUUCCGCCGUGGCAAACCUUCUAUCAACGUCGUCUGGAGUCAAAAGAAGGUGACCAUGACAGGAGAUUAUGUUCUGGCAGUCGCGUCAAUUAUGAUAGCUCAACUGCAAAAUGACGAUGUCACCCUCACGCUCAGUCAGGUCGUGACGGACCUGGUGCAGGGUGAAUUUAUGCAGCUUGGCUCUAAGGAGACGGAAAACGAGAGAUUCGCGCAUUACCUCACGAAAACGUAUCGCAAGACAGCCAGCUUAGUUGCUAAUUCCUUGAAGGCGGUGACUAUGCUAGCUGGUGGUGAUGAACAGUUGGUCGAAUUAGCCUUCCAAUACGGUAGGAACAUCGGUUUAGCAUUUCAAUUAGUCGACGAUCUUUUGGAUUUCGUGUCGUCUUUGUCAACAAUGGGCAAACCUACCGCAGCAGAUUUGAAGUUAGGUCUUGCAACUGCUCCAGUUCUUUUCGCCUGUGAACGGUAUCCAGAAUUGAACGCGAUGAUCAUGCGCCGAUUUCAAGAGCCAGGAGACGUGGAGAAAGCGUUCGAGCUGGUGCACAAGUCGCAGGGCCUGGACCAAACGAAAUUUUUGGCGCGGAAGCAUUGCAUCGAGGCGAUGAAACUUGCACAAUCUUUAGCCGAGAGCCCGUACCAAAAAGGUUUGCAGGUGGUCUGCGAUCUAGUAUUGAAUCGUAUGAAGUAGCGAUAUGAGAAAAAACGAUAGGAACUGUGUAUGAAAGUAAAAAGGGUACGAUGAAACGUUUUGAAAAAAACAAACUGGUAGUCGCAAGAGAAUUAAUGUUGGCCACGAAGAACGCUGAUUAAUUUAAUCACAAUUACAAUUACAGUGAACAAGGAAAUAAUGUGCCGUUGAUACAACAGAUUGUACUGAUUGUAGAGAGAAAAAAAAAAGAAAAAAAAAGAGAAUAUCGAACAAAUGCGUAGGCAUAGAUGAUCGCGACACUCGUGUUAAACGCACUCAUAAAGAAUGUGUUCGAUUAUUAUUAAUGGUACUUAUAAUUCUAUAUUUAAACUUGUACGUUUGUAACAUAAAAGUUCAAGAUGUUUAUACUUGCGAUAUUGUUAACGAUGUGGUAAUUUUAUGAGGAAAAAAGAAAUGGGAAGAUUAGCAGGAUAUUAUUUUUAUAAAUUUCAGAUGUAACGUAAUGAGAGGUGCCUCAUAUCUAUAAGGCAAUAUACAACAAUAAGUACGAGCGAUGUCACCGCGAUGUUACUCUAAUCGUGUUUAAACGUUACCGAAUACUAUGUAAUUAUAAGCGAGAGAUCACUCACUAAGUGCCCAGGUACAUCUUGCAAACGGGAGAUACAACGUAUAAGAGAAUGUAAAGAGAUGAACGAUAACGUUUAUUUCGCUCUAUAGUGCACAUAUGACCUGAUUUUAUCGAUAUUGUCGCUAGCCAAUCAUAAGUGUAAAUAAAAUGAUUUAUAGGAGUAAUUGUAAUGUAUUAGAAUUGGUAAAUCUGCCAGAUUGUUGUUUUGCUGGAACCACUGGUACUGGAACUGUGGUACUGCGUAACCAAAUUCAUUUAAUAAGUGACAAGCAAUGUGAAAAACUUUCCACGACAGUAUUACAUCAGAUUAGCUCGAUUGUAAUGUUAUAAUUCGGUAUACUAUAACGAUGCGAUUACUCUAAAACAGAAAAUUGGUAUAGCUAUCAAAUUUUGCGUAAAUUCAUUUUUUUCUAAACGUAAUCGGGAGAUUUAAUGCAUGUUAUUAUUACGUAAAAGAAUAGAUCUACAUAUAUAUGAGUAUAGAAAGUAACAAUCGCAAGAAUACCAAUACUAAUUAAUAGUAUAAUUUAAUAUCUUGUUUAAAGUGUGCGAAGAAUACCUGCCAAAGAAGACCAUACGGUCUUGAUUCUUCCACUUGCAUGGAAAAAAUGUUUUCGAUUCAUCAAACACAAUGAAAACUGUUUAUUAUUAAUUGGUAUGUUAUAAGUCAUGAAAAAUUGUUAAGUUUUUACAUAUGCAUAAAAUUAUUCAUUUUGUUUUUUAUUCAAAAAGAUAUCUAAUAAAAGUGGAAUACCAUCUUCCAUAAUGUAUUACAUUCUUCUUGAAUAAAAAAACUGCUCAAAAUACUAUUUGCUACAUAACUGAACAUAUAGAUAUAAUUGUAUAAUAACUUAUAUUUAUAACAUGAAUUAAUGUAUAUAAUUGCUCUUUAAGGUAACAUAAAUCAUUGCUGUAAAAUUAUUAAUAAAACAAAUACAAAAAUGUAAUUAUGAUCAAACGUAGAUAUAUAUUAAGAUAAAGACACUCGAUUGGUAUGGAGAAUGGAAGUAAAUGAAGCUUUCGAUCUCCUGCACAUUUUAAAAUUAUUAUUUAUAAUUUAUUUAGCCUAUGCACAUUAUUCAUAGACAAAGUAGUAUAGUUACAAAUUCUGAACAAAAAUGAAGCAUUCGUUAUUGUUAUGAUCAUAUAUAUAGUUAAUGAUUGUAGUUUUUGGAAGAAAGUUAAUAUAGAAAAGUCAAGACCAUGUGUGCUCUUAAUAAUCAUUACAAAUACAUACAUAUAGAAAACACAUGUAAAUGCAUAAUCUUUUAGAUUUUUAUGUCAGAACUAAAUUGUAAUAUAGAUCGAUUAGCUUCAUUAGUAAUAAAUUGUAAACCAUAAGGUUCUUUAUCUUAUUUAUUAUAUUGGGGAACACUAAAUCCAUGUUGUAUAAUUUUCUUUUAAUAUAAAUGUUAUGUUAAAGCUCAAAA
Molecule: messenger RNA, 3332 nt
Organism: Bombus terrestris (buff-tailed bumblebee)
Lineage: Eukaryota; Metazoa; Arthropoda; Insecta; Hymenoptera; Apidae
Gene: qless
Product: all trans-polyprenyl-diphosphate synthase PDSS1
Exons: 8
Coding region: 90-1313 (407 amino acids)
Biological process (GO): isoprenoid biosynthetic process; ubiquinone biosynthetic process
Cellular component (GO): mitochondrion; transferase complex
Molecular function (GO): prenyltransferase activity
Source: RefSeq, a predicted model, not a curated record